This is a messenger RNA of Suillus subalutaceus, 783 nucleotides long. RefSeq lists its product as uncharacterized. The transcript has 6 exons. NCBI's taxonomy places the organism in Eukaryota, Fungi, Basidiomycota, Agaricomycetes, Boletales, Suillaceae. The record is from RefSeq and is a predicted model, not a curated record. The annotation marks the transcript as partial.
AGUUACGGAUGGUCGCACGGGAAAGAAAUCAUGAAUGGACGACCAGACACGCUGAAAGGUUCUUACUACGCUAACCCCGUGGUAGAUGUUCCCGACGUCAACCCCGCUGUAAAAGCUGCGUAUCCACCAAUCUACGGCAAUAACAUUUGGCCCGACAAGAACGAAAUCGGUAUAGAGGGUUUUGAAGAAGCCUUCAAGGAUCUGGGAAGGUUCGUUUUCGAUGUUGGGCGUCAACUCGCGGGCGCCUGCCAGCCCUUUGUCUCCAAAUAUUUGACGGAUGUGUCUUUAUCUGUUCCAGAACUCAUCAGCGCACAAACCGCUAAAGCUCGCCUUUUGCACUACUUCCCUCCUGAAAAUAACCCUACCACUGAGGAUGAACCCAUCGAUAGCUGGUGCGGCUUUCAUAAAGAUCAUUCACUCCUGACAGGGUUGUGUUCGGCAAGUACACCAGGAAUGGAGCCUACUGCUGUUCCUUCACCUUCUCCGACGUCCGGCUUGUACAUCAGAACUCGAGGUGGAGAUCUGACAAAGGUUUCGAUUCCUCCAGACUGCCUUGCCUUCCAAACAGGCGAGGCCCUGGAGCUAGUCACUGCUGGAAAGUUACGAGCAACGCCUCACUGCGUGCGGGUUGGGCAAACACAAGUUGGAGUAAAGAUAUCACGAGAGACUUUUGCUCUCUUCAUGCAGCCCGAUACCCAUCAACGUAUCUCUGAAAGCGAUACCUUCGGGUCAUUUAGCAAGAAGGUGCUGGAGGAACACUAUGAGGAAGCCAGGGUAAUAUGA